Messenger RNA from Schistocerca piceifrons (Central American locust), 3734 nucleotides. It is a transcript of the gene Orp8, whose product is annotated as oxysterol-binding protein-related protein 8. Gene Ontology annotation, cellular component: membrane; intracellular membrane-bounded organelle; cytosol. The record is from RefSeq and is a predicted model, not a curated record. Gene Ontology annotation, molecular function: cholesterol binding. NCBI's taxonomy places the organism in Eukaryota, Metazoa, Arthropoda, Insecta, Orthoptera, Acrididae.
CAACACUUGGCGUCUCAAUAAGUACUUUGGUUGUGUUUGCGAUCGACUUUUGUUAACAGGAUGCGUCUGACGGCUCGUCGUAGUGUACUAAUUGAAUUUGACGGAUAUUCGUAGGGCUGAAUAGAAAAUCGGCUUGUCUUAUGAAUUGAGUCGGGAAUUGACAAUGCUGCAGGACUGUCGCAGAACGUAUUAUUUGACGCGAACUGUAUCUUACUGGGUCGCAAAAUAAUAGGUAUCACUUAAACACUACUUUCGCAUCGUUGUUUUUCUUGUUUGUGUAUUUGGUACGAAAGCUUGCGAACACGACAGAGAAGUGCCAAGUCACUGCGACUGGCUGAUAUUUCGGAAAAGUAGUAUUACCUGUAGAUGACCAGAUUUGUUUCCCAAUUUGUACUUAGCAGCAGAGCGUGUCUGUAGUAAACUCUUGUGUUUGCGAACUCAACCUGUCAUUCGUUUUGAAGUCGUGGUACUGAAGUCAGGACUAUGCGUGAUGUGGCACAAGUAUCCCGUUGCAAAAUUUUUGAAUGUUUUUUCGCAGAAGUUGCGUUGAGGGAGAGCUAUGUUUGUAAACAUACUGUCGCUAUUGGAAUUCAAUCGUCUUUUCUGUAUCGCCGAAUGUAAAUGGAUAUGGCAGAAGAGCGCAAAAGCAGAAAGGGAAUGAGUUCUCCAAUACCAGUUCCAUCUGGAGGCUCACGUCAAAGUUAUGAUCUGUCAUCUCCUGGCCACCUUCCAGAUCAGGGGAGAGUAAUGACACCACCAAAUUCUUCAGGCCGUGCAUCAGUAGGAGCAUCGAUUGAUCAGGGGAGAGUAAUGACUCCACCAAAUUCUUCAGGACGUGCAUCAGUGGGAGCGUCGAUCAAUGUAGCAAACUGGCUUGACAACAGUGUGUCUAAAUCUGGAGAAUCUCCUGCAUCCGACAAGUUACAACCUCUAACAAGAAAAGAGUCGUACAAAGCCCAGCGCAAAAACUACUGCCGAGAGAAGAAAAGAGUGGCUAAAGAACUACUGAGCUCUCUCAAAGAUCCAUCUGUAAUUGUAUUAGCUGACUGGUUAAAAGUUCGUGGCACGCUUAAGAGUUGGACUAAGUUGUGGUGUGUGCUAAAACCAGGACUUUUACUAUUGUACAAGAGCUUAAAAUUGAAGAGUAGCCAUUGGGUAGGAACAAUCCUUCUCAAUACAUGCCAGGUAAUUGAAAGGCCUUCAAAAAAGGAUGGAUUCUGCUUCAAACUUUCACCACUGGAGCAGUCCAUAUGGGCACCUAGAGGACCACACAAUGAAACGAUUGCAUCAUCUUCCGGCCCCAGCCCUAGUCCGUGUCCCAGUCCUGGCCCACUGUUUCAGCAGCUGUUUCAUGCAGUACCAUUCCUGGAACGUGAGUGCCCACCCUCUAUAUGCAUAAGCCCUGCCCCAGUAGAGCCCAGCCCUGGACCUGUGUUUACAGAUUUGGAUGACCUCAGCCAGCCAGACAAUGUACCUGAACAGCUCUCACUGUCAGACUCGGAUUCAGAGGGAUCAACUGGCAAGCGAGAUGAAGUGGGUGAUCUGCUGGAUGACCCACCUGAGACCAUAUAUGUUCACCAUGAGGAACGUCCAGAAGAGUUUGGAAGUGCUGGAGAGCAAGUUGAGGAGCUAGCAGAAGAGAAUAAAUCUCUGAUAUGGUAUCUUGUAAAGCAAGUUCGUCCUGGUAUGGAUCUGUCAAAAGUUGUCCUGCCCACUUUUAUAUUAGAGCCACGGUCAUUUCUUGACAAGCUGUCUGAUUCCUACUAUCAUGCUGAUAUUCUUUCACAGGCAGUACUGGAGGAUGAUGCCUUUACCAGAAUGAAGGGUGUUGUAAAAUGGUACCUGUCGGGUCUUUAUAAAAAACCAAAAGGCUUAAAGAAACCUUACAAUCCAAUCCUUGGUGAAACAUUCCGCUGUUACUGGGAGCAUCCAAAUUCAUCUCGGACUUUUUAUAUUGCUGAACAGAUUUCACAUCAUCCUCCAGUGUCAGCAUUUUAUGUAACCAAUCGGAGAGAUGGAUUCUGCAUCAGUGCCUCAAUUUUAGCAAAAUCAAAAUUCUAUGGGAAUUCUACAUCAGCUAUUUUAGAUGGAGUGGCUGUUCUAACAUUCCUUCCACGUGGUGAAGACUAUAGCAUUACCAUACCGUAUGCACAUUGUAAAGGUAUCCUCAUGGGAACACUAACUAUGGAAUUGGGUGGGAAGGUCACAAUAGAAUGUGAAAAAACAGGAUACCGCACUGAAAUUGAGUUCAAAUUGAAGCCCUUUCUGGGUGGUGCAGAACAGACAAACAUGAUAUCGGGACAGUUAAAGUUGGGGAAGGAAACCUUGGCAACGUUGGAUGGAUACUGGGACAGCAGUGUAUUCAUCAAAGAUCGGCGUACAGGGGAGGAGCAACUUCUGUGGAAGCCUACACCUGAGAUAAAAUCAAAGAGGUUGAAACGUUACACAGUUCCUAUUGAACAUCAAGGUGAAUGUGAAUCUGAAAAUUUAUGGCAACAUGUCACUGCAGCAAUUCUACGAGAUGACCAGGUUGCCGCUACCGAAGAGAAGACGGUUUUGGAAGAAGCACAGAGGGCUGCAGCAAAGGAACGUAAGAUAAAGGGUAUUGAAUGGAUACCAAAACAUUUUGAGCAGGAUAUUAUAUCUGGCCAGUGGGUUUACAAACAUGCUGAUCUACGGCCAUGGGAUCCCCGCAAUGAUGUAUUGCAAUAUGAAUACAGCUAUGUAAUUCAGACAAAAACAAGACACAGGACACCAAUGAUCCGUACUGCCAGCAUUGUCAGUGUUGAUCCUCAGAAUACACUUCGUCAAACAGAAUCACGCUCAUCUGUAACAGUAAUAAAGUCAUCGAAACACCAGCUUUCUACGCAAGUGAGUCCAGUUGACAGGAACAGUGGAAGCUCAUCCCCAGAAUUCCACAGUGAUUCCAGCCACACUGAAAGGCAUAAAAGUAGUUCUUGUGGGUCUGCAAGAGUGAAAGAAAGCCUCGCUGUAAUGCAGUCACAUCUUCAAGAACAGCACGAAAGGUUAUCUCGCAUUCAGCAUAAUCUAGAGCAGUUGGGGAAGCUACAAAGGGAGCAAGAGAAGGAGAGACAACUUAAUUUUAACAGGCAGUUAUACCGUGCAGCUGUUUUACUUAUUGUGAUUCAGUCCUUCAUAACAAUUAUUUUCUCUUACAUCGUUCAGUGGAAGUAAUUUACUAUUGGGUGACAUAUCUGUGUGAGCAUAUGCUUAACACAGCUGUGUACCUACUGUGACAGCUAUAGAAGAGAAGACAACCCUCUGUGAUAUAUUUUGUUUGGUUUCAAAAUGGCAUCUUUGAUCAUAAUAGUGAACUGUUUUAGUUGCGUUUAAAAUUGAGAGAGAGAUUGAAUGGCACGUAUGUUCCAUAAAACAUUUGUAAACUUUUGUAAUACUGUCACUGUAAAUUGAGCUGAUAAUGUAAGUUACAUUCUGGUACCUCACAUUUUAUUUAAAAUGUGCUGUGACUGUUGUGCAGCUGUUUCCCAGUGAACUUAGAUUGUUCAGAUGUUGUAGAUAUUAUUUCGUUUCUGUGUAUGUAUGAAAGAGUGGUAAAUAUUGAGCCUAGUCUGUCUAGGGGCAUGGAUGAUCAGACUUGUGUUCUUUUAAAAUUUGGCGGAAAGAAAGUAAACAAGCAUCUUGCUUCUGUGUCAUUGUCAAGUGAGUGAAACUGAAAUGUGAUGUGCUUCCAACUCCCCCCCCCCCCCACUCCC